AUGGCAUCCGGCGAGGCUUGCCCUCCAAGGCUCGAGCCGACGCUCUCCUUCACCCAAGGCCUGGUCGUUGGGCAACUCUCCGUCGUGCUCAUUCUGGCAGCUUUCAUCAAGUUUUUCAUCUUCGGCGACCCCCCUUCUUCAGACGUCACAGCAUCGCUCAGGGCCACGGAGCGGAGGGCUAGGACGCUCGCCCACAAACAGUCGCUGCUGACACUGCGGUCCCCUGGCCAGCGCCAUGUCUCCCAGAGCCAAACCCUUGGCCGCAAGAGGUCGACGGUCCUCCGGAAUCCGCCGGCAUUGACAAUCGGCUCCAUUCUCAGCAAGACAUACUACAAUGUAGACGGCCACCAGCCCGAGAGUCUGGAUUGGUUCAACGUCCUGGUGGCCCAGACCAUUGCCCAGUUCCGCAGCGAUGCUCAGCAUGACGACGCAAUCCUCGACUCUCUAACCAAGGCUCUGAAUGGCACUUCGCGGCCCGAUUUUGUGGACGAUAUCCGCGUGACUGAACUCAGCCUUGGCGAGGACUUUCCCAUCUUCAGCAACUGUCGCGUCAUCCCAGUUGAUGAGGACGGCCUGACACUGGGCAAUGGAGUCCGGUUCGAUGCCGCGAGCGCCGCGAGGGACGGCACAAGGCUUCAAGCACGAAUGGAUGUCGAUCUCAGCGACAUGCUUACCCUUGCUGUUGAAACGAAGCUUCUCCUCAACUAUCCGAAAAAGCUGUCCGCGGUUCUACCCGUCGCACUCGCUGUUUCCGUGGUGCGAUUCAGCGGCACGCUAUCAAUCUCCUUCAUACCCAGCAACCCAUCUCAAUCCACGCCGACAAUGAUGACCUUCAGCUUCCUUGACGACUACCGCUUAGACUUCUCCAUUCGCAGUCUCCUGGGAAGCCGCUCUAGGCUACAGGACGUGCCCAAGAUUGCGCAGCUCGUCGAGGCACGCCUCCACCGGUGGUUUGAUGAGCGUGCCGUUGAGCCUCGAUUCCAAGAGAUUGCUCUGCCCAGUCUUUGGCCGAGAAAGAAGAACACACGAGGCCCCGAUGAUGCCAUGGCUGACGUUGGGAGCGGGUCUGUCGGACGGUCAAGGGGCAAAGAUCUUGGCCGUGACACGCGCGACGGGACACGACUGAGAGAACCCGACAGUGCAGAGGAAGCGAGCGACAUGACCCCGCCGGUCAGACACCGAAGGCCGCAAGGGCCAAGGGAAGACGAUGACUUUCCAAUGCCGGGGUCCCUCCCAGGCAUACAGUUGCGAUGA
Molecule: messenger RNA, 1254 nt
Organism: Purpureocillium lilacinum
Lineage: Eukaryota; Fungi; Ascomycota; Sordariomycetes; Hypocreales; Ophiocordycipitaceae
Product: ERMES complex subunit mmm1
Biological process (GO): phospholipid transport; mitochondrion organization
Cellular component (GO): ERMES complex; endoplasmic reticulum
Molecular function (GO): lipid binding
Source: RefSeq, a predicted model, not a curated record